AUGAAAGGAUAAAAUUAUAUUGAAAAAAUUAAAUAAGGGGUUUAUAACUUUGAUUCAAUUGAAUGGAGAGGAAUAAGUUAAGGAACAAAAGAUUAUAUAAGAAAACUCUUACAACUGCAUACUAAACAAAGGUUAAGAUUAUAGGAUGUAGUUGUAGUUGGCAGUAUAUAAAAGUAAUAUGAGAGUGUAUCUGAUUAUUCAUUAAUUAAGAAAGUUUUUAAUAACUUAAUUGCAUUUCAUAUAAAAAGGAAUUAAUAUUAUAGAGUGGCUUGAUUUAGAUAAAGAUGAUACAUAUAUAUAAAAUUUAAUUUUUUUAGGAAAGCCCUGAAAUAUUGGAUUUUUAGCAAAGAUUAUCAAACUAACAAAUAUACAUUUAAAGAGGUUAUUUAUUAUUAUUAAAUAUUUAGGAUAAAAGUUAUUGUAUUAUUCUAAUAAUUUUGCCAAUCAAAUUACCACAACAUCUGGUUAAUUUAAUUCUAGAUAAUAUCUAUUUAGAUACCCACAUCUUCCAUUCUUUUCUAUCUUUUUAAAAGUAUUAAUCUAUUUUGCCAUUUUUAUUGAGUGUCCUUUUACUACCAUACCAAAUUAACAUUUUUUUAAGUAAACUUUCUUAUUUCUAUGGGUUCCCUUGGAUCAGAAUUUUUUUAGUAAAAAAAAGGUAGCUUUGAAAUUAUUAAAUUUGAACAAUAGAUAGAAUUAUUCAAUUUAUAAUUGACCUUGAAACUGAUGCUUAAAAAUUUAUCUAUAAAAUAAAUGAUAUUAAAGAUCAAAAAAUUAAGGAGGAUGAAGUUCUUUAAGUUAAUUCUACGAUAAAAAAGAACAAAAAUGUGAAAAUAAAUUAUGUAUAUAAUAAAUUUAAAGAUGAGAAACUUUUUUGUAAGAGCAUAAUAAAGCAUUACACUUUAGUAAUCCAACUAAAUUUAGAGUCCCUAAGAAUAAAAUCUUUUUGGAGUAAUUUUAUAGAUAUUUUUUGAAGCAAUUAACAAAUAGUGAAUAAAAAUAGAGAUGAGGUUUUUUGA
This is a messenger RNA of Paramecium sonneborni, 1019 nucleotides long. NCBI's taxonomy places the organism in Eukaryota, Ciliophora, Oligohymenophorea, Peniculida, Parameciidae. The record is from the annotation of a GenBank genome assembly.